AGUGACACGACUGUAUUGUUGUCCACGAUGGUUACUCACAGAUUUUGACAAGUUGGCAUGAACGAGCGCCACGAUGCACUGUACAACCGAGCGCGUGGUGUUCUCAACCAGAACAUCAAACGACUCUGGUUUAAAGUUAAUCCUUAUUUGGAGAAGAAGGACACGCUCGACGCACACCCAGAGUCGCCUACACGCUUUAUCCAGCCUCUGCAGUCGACCAUUCUGAGCGAAAGUUUACUUGACCACAAAACAAGGGAACACCGAGAACUUGAAAUAGGUGGAUUCUGGGAGUUCCUCUACUCAGACCAAUGGAGUGGUCACUGCUCGGUACGUGUGAUGGAGGGUCAGUUACUAGAGACAAUGAUGGCGGUCCUACACGCGCUGGAAAGGGACGGGGAAGUGAUCCACAAGAAAACGCAUGCGUACGCGCGAAAUGAGCGCGAGAGGCGGGGUUGUUACAGACUUGCCAAUCAAGAGGGGUGUGACACAGUGCAGGAGACACUUCUGUUGGAGUUUACGUAUUAUGGCCGCCGGAAGCAGAGAUCACCACAAAGCACGGCUGAUUCAAGCAGUGGCUACCCUGGUAGCGGGGGUGGUACCACCACAUUGGGAUCUGCGUCCCCUUCCUGUCCCUCGAGCAACGAAACAUCUACAGCUGUCCCAAACAUCCACAGCUCACCAAAACCGCCAAACAUCACUAAACCCACACGUCGAAGACGGCAAAGUGCCCCAAAUAUUCGAAGAACGGUGCCGAAGAAUACACAACGCCGCCUGUCCCGAAUUCCAGAUACCGCGGAAGAAGGCAAAAAUUUAACCAAUGAAUCUGAACGUCAAGAUCGGAAUUUUCUUUUAGAGCUUCCUGAUUUCCAAUCUAACAUCAGUAGUGAGAGUAGCGAUUUCCGAACGACAAACGCAAUUGUUCGGAAUCUCUCCAGACUCCCCUGCUCGGAAAAGAUACCAUAUACGGGAAACGGCACUAUGGAGGAAUUUGGUCUUCAAAAUGAAAACCUACUAACAGAGGACGGGGUGGAAUUAUGGGAGGAAAUGAUGUACUUAAGUGAUGUUAAAUCGAAAAGUGCGAUGGAAACAUCAUCAAUGAAACUCAGACGAUACAUGAAUGAAAAAUACCAAGCGAUAAAGGAAAAGGAGGAUUUGUACGCAGAGUGGGAAAAGCAACGAAUUUCAGCUUUCAAACCUGUGUCGAAAUAUGCUGAAAUGGACGCCGAAGAAAGCAGUAGUUCUUCUGGAGUACAAUAUCGAUUUCUCGACACCGUUCCGGAUUUCGAGGAUUUUCUCCUGAUAUUAGAAGAGGAUUCAAAGUUUGAUCCUAGAUUUAAAAGAGCAAAACAAAUCAGUAGGAAAAUCGCCAAGAGGUACAACAUCGCGAAGGAAAACAUUUCUGGUAUAGCUGGUGCCGAGAAUGAAAAGAAAACGCAAAAUACGUCCUCAAGAUUACCGCCGAUCUCAGAGAAAGGCAACCAAACGAAGAAAAGCUUUCGUUCGAGUGAUAACAAAUCUCGGAUGUCGUCCAAGACUCCGACAGGUUCCCGUAGAAUCUCCGCGUUUGGCAGAGGCAGUGUAACGAGUAUGUAUGUAAACGAGAAAGUGGACAACGAGAAAACAGCCCACGAAGUUGGAGUUGUCACAGCUUCAAAGUCCUGUGAGAAACAUGUACUUGAGCAUGGUGGGCGGCGCAGUUCUCAUAGAGGAUCCAUGUGUAAAGGAUUGACUCUAAAGGACAAUAAGAAAAAGAAAAAAACACAAGAGGAAGUCCCCUCGAUAUACCUGACAUCUCCUGCCGGCGCAAACUAUCUGUUGUACCAACCUGUGUCAACAAAGGUGGAGUCAAAGAGGCGAGGGACGCUACACACAGCUAAUACGUCUGGUCCAAUUGCAGAAGUGGAAUUCGAACAAGAACCAUCAGAGAAAGCAGUUGGUAGAAUUGAUCAGAGUGAGAAAGGAGUCUCAAAAGAUAACGUGUAUUCAAGUGACGACGAGCAGGAUGAUACGACAGAUAUCCAAAAACUGUUUGAUACCAGAAAGCUCAACAAGCAAUACAGCUUCGAGCGUUUGCGCGGGAAGAACUUCCACAAGAAGAAGCCGGCGUUUUUUGGUGUCCUUAAGAAAUACUAUAAAAUGCAGAAAGUCGCCGAUGCGUUUACUAGCCACAAAUCUAAACGUAAAUCGGUGUUUCAACGUCUGCUUGAUAAAGACAGGCAGCGUCAUGAAUCAGAUACGGAUGUGGUAGGGAAACUGAAGACCUACAACUUCCUGUACCACAGACAGAGGACAAAGACUGAGGUCGAUAAGUGCGAUUUCAGCAGUCUCUCUAUGGAUAUCUUCCGAGAUAAUCUCAUCCGGGCACUCGAUGACUUCGUCGUUAGGAAAGAACGGGUCGUGUCAAAUAUUGGCGCGAAAAGUACAACACACAUAACCUUCACUAAACAAUCUAUUUUUAAUCACAGAGAAUGAAGAUCGUGAGUUGUGACGUCACAAACAUCAUACGAUACAACCUGGUAACAAUUUGUGGUUUGAUGUUAAUAAGACGAUUUCUAACCUUUCACUGUCUUUGUUCAAAUGUUUUCAAUAUAAUGUUCGUCUUUUUACUGUGUUUAGCCCUUCUUUCCUGUAUCCCCACUUCAACUGUUAACAAGAGGCCCAUGGGCCUUAACGGUCACCUGAUUUUUGAAAUAUUUCAGUAAAUUUGAAUGAAAGAAUGAAUUUCAAAACAAAUAAAA
This is a messenger RNA of Pecten maximus, 2738 nucleotides long. RefSeq lists its product as uncharacterized. The record is from RefSeq and is a predicted model, not a curated record. The transcript has 4 exons. NCBI's taxonomy places the organism in Eukaryota, Metazoa, Mollusca, Bivalvia, Pectinida, Pectinidae. The coding region runs from base 58 to 2472 and encodes 804 amino acids.